Messenger RNA from Lottia gigantea (owl limpet), 10098 nucleotides. RefSeq lists its product as hypothetical. Gene Ontology annotation, cellular component: basement membrane. The transcript is spliced from 71 exons. Bases 1 to 9744 code for a protein of 3247 amino acids. The record is from RefSeq and is a predicted model, not a curated record. NCBI's taxonomy places the organism in Eukaryota, Metazoa, Mollusca, Gastropoda, Lottiidae. Gene Ontology annotation, biological process: axon guidance; regulation of embryonic development; regulation of cell migration. Gene Ontology annotation, molecular function: signaling receptor binding; extracellular matrix structural constituent.
AUGACAUUUAAGGUAUAUCAAGUAGCGUAUGUUAUAGUUAAAGCAGCUAAUGCACCUCGUCCUGGUAACUGGAUAUUACAGAGAUCUGUAGAUGGUAUCACCUAUAAACCAUGGCAGUAUUUUGCUUUAAGUGAUUCAGAAUGUCGAGAAUUCUAUGGUAUUCAGCCUACCUCUGGUGUACCCAAAUUUUCCAGAGAUGAUGAAGUCAUCUGUACUUCUAGAUAUUCCAGACUCAAUCCUUUGGAAAAUGGAGAGAUUUUUGUAUCUUUAAUCAAUGGAAGACCUGGGGUGAAAGAGCCAACUAAAACAUUAUUGGAAUUUACUUCAGCCAGAUAUAUCAGAUUGAAUCUACAGAAAAUCAGAACAUUACAUGCAGAUUUAAUGAAUUUCAGGAAUAAUGAGAAUCUGACUCAUCUUGAUCCAACAGUUACCAGGAGGUAUUUUUAUUCUAUAAAAGAUAUAUCCGUUGGUGGUCAAUGUAUUUGUUAUGGUCAUGCUAGACUUUGUAGAGCCCAAGGAGCUGACAAUAAUCUACAAUGUGAGUGUGAACAUAAUACAUGUGGUAAGAAUUGUGAAGUCUGUUGUCCAGGUUUUAAUCAGAAGCCAUGGGGUCGUGGUGUAAAUGGCAAUGGUAAUGGUUACAAAUGUGAAGCCUGUAAUUGUCAUGGUAAAGCUAGUGAGUGUGUCUAUAAUGCUACAGUGGACAGUUUAGGAUUAAGUUUGAAUGAAAGAGGUCAAUAUGAUGGUGGUGGUGUUUGCAUCAACUGUCAGAGUAACACAGGGGGAGUCAACUGUGAAACUUGUAUUGAAGGAUAUUUUCGACCCAUGGGUGUACCUGCCACUGCACCAAAACCUUGCAGACGUUGUAGCUGUCGAGAAACAAGAACAUCUACUUCUAGAUGUGUGACAGAUGAUAGUCGCAUAUCAGAAGGCCUGAAACCAGGUGACUGUAUAUGUAAACCUGGAUUUGGUGGUGUAAGAUGUGAGCAGUGUCAAUUUGGUUUUUAUGGUUACCCCAAUUGUAAGCCAUGUCCGUGUAAUCCAGCUGGUAGUGCUAAUCCUGCCAUCUGUGACAGGAGAUGUGUUUGUAAGGAAAAUGUAGAGGGUCGACAAUGUGACAGAUGUAGACCAGGAUAUUAUAAUUUAGAUAGAAACAAUCCUGAGGGUUGUACCAAAUGUUUCUGUUUUGGGGUGACAACAUCUUGUGGUAGCUCAGAUUGGGGAAUAUCACAGGUGACAGAAAUGAAUGGUUGGGUAUUGUCAACAAGAAUGGCUGAUGGUCUAACUCUGUUACCUCGAUCAUUUAAUGGCUGGUUAGAGGCAAAGACCUAUAUCCUGACAGGAAGUGAUGUUGAAGGUACUGGAAGCUGGCCUGUCACUCAAACUGAUAUUCAUUACUGGGUGGCACCUAUGGUCUUUACUGGAAACAGAUUGUCAUCUUAUGGUGGAAUGUUAAAGUUCACUAUAAAGUAUAUCUUAGAUUCUAAUAUUGACAAGAGGUAUCAUCUCAGUGAGCCAGAUGUUAUUAUUGAGGGAGGAGGUAUGAUGAUAACAAAUGGACAGAAAUAUCUGAGAGAAGAAAUAGAAAAUAGAGUUGGUAUUGUUCUUCAUGAAUCAGAAUGGAGGAAACUUAUCACCGUGGACAACAGACUGACAGAAGUUCCUUUAACCAAGGGAGACAUGAUGAGAGUCUUACAAAGCAUUAUGAGAGUUAUGAUUAGAGCUACUUAUCAUACAGCUCAGGAUACUGUCUAUUUGAGAGAUGUGUCAUUAGAUGUAGUUAGUCCAUCAUCACGAAGUCCAAUGACUCUAAAGUCUGUAGAGAAAUGUAAUUGUCCACCAGGUUAUGCUGGAUUAUCUUGUGAGAGUUGUUCCCCUGGAUGGAGAAGACAGAAUGGUACUCUGUAUAAUGGUGUAUGUUUACAGUGUAAUUGUAACAGACAUUCUAGUGAUUGUGAUACAGCUACUGGAACCUGUAUGAAUUGUCAACACAACACUACAGGUCCUAAUUGUGAUAGAUGUAUUGAUGGUUUCUAUGGUGAUCCAAGACGCGGUUCCCAAGAUGAUUGUCAACCAUGUGCCUGUCCAUUACUCAAUCAACAGAACAAUUUUGCUGAUCAAUGUGUGUACAGUCCAACUUUAGAGAAUCGUUUUGAUUAUCAGUGUUUAAGAUGUAGAGAAGGUCACACUGGUAAACAUUGUGAACAAUGUGCAGCUGGUUACUAUGGUAACCCUAUGAUGAGAGGUGGUUAUUGUAAACCAUGUAGUUGUAGUGGUAAUAUAGAUGUUCUAGAGCCAGGAAGCUGUAAUAGUAUAACUGGAGAGUGUCAGAGAUGUCGGAAUAAUGCUGAAGGAGAAAAAUGUGACAGAUGUAAACCAGGAUAUUAUGGAGUAGCUCUGGAAGGUGGUUGUACAGCCUGUAAUUGUUAUAUAAAUGGAUCCUAUAGUGAGAAUUGUAGAAGCAAUGGAGAAUGUUCUUGUAGGCCAAGAUACACUGGUAAACAGUGUGAUAGAUGUCAGUCAGGUUAUGGUGAUAUUAAGAAUGGUUGUAGUAGAUGUCGAUGUAACCGUAUUGGUUCUGUCAAUACACCAUGUGAUAAUGUAUCAGGACAAUGUCGAUGUCAUAAUGGAGUAACUGGGUUGAAAUGUGAUCGAUGUAAAGAUGGAUUCUACCGAUUGACUUAUGAAGGAUGUACAGAUUGUGAGUGCUACAGAAGAGGUACCUAUAAUAACAGUGGUAGAUGUCAUUCUAUGUCAGGACAAUGUAAUUGUUUACCCAAUGUACAAGGAAGAAAAUGUGACUCCUGUCCAACUGGAUAUUGGGGUUUGGACUUUAAUGAAGGUUGUAAAAGAUGUGAAUGUAAUAAUGUAGGAGCUAUCAAUGCUCAAUGUGAUGUUAGAAAUGGACAGUGUACCUGUCGUAAUGGUGUUGGUGAUAGACAAUGUGACAGAUGUCUACCUGGUUACUAUGGUUUCCAUUAUGAUGGCUGUAAAGUUUGUGAACCUUGUAAUAAAGAAGGUCAUAUUUGUGAUCAGCAGACAGGCAAGUGUGUCUGCCCACCCAAUAUGUCAGGUCCUAAAUGUGAGAAAUGUGAUGAUAACAAUUGGGGAAUAGAUAAUAUCACUGGAUGUAAGCCAUGCAACUGUAACACUUUAGGCGCUCGAAGACAGCAAUGCAAUAGGCGUACUGGACAAUGCAAGUGUCGAAAAGACUUCACUGGUAUUCAAUGCGAUCAAUGUCAAGUUGGUCACUUCAAUUUUCCAGUAUGCGAUGCUUGUAAUUGUAACAUUAAUGGCACAAUGUCAGACACUUGCAAUGACUUGUCAAGUUGUGAGUGUGAUAAACGUGGUCAAUGCCAGUGUAAGAGGAAUGUAGAAGGGCAAAGAUGUACAGAUUGUAAGAGAAAUACGUUUGGUUUUGAUUCAACCAAUCCAUAUGGUUGUACAGAAUGUUUCUGUUUUGGUAAAAGUCAGACUUGUCGUCAAGCACCAUAUGUGUGGACAACGGUGUCACUACCAGUUCAGAGAGUAAGCAUCAGCCAAUCUGCAUCCGAAGAGGUACAGUAUCGUCAUGGAUACCCUGUGAUAAGGACUGGUGUAACAAGAAUAAGAGUUCCACCACAGUCUGUCAAUGAGAUGUUGUAUUGGAGUUUACCAUCUGAAAUGUUGGGAGAUAAGACUAGAUCCUACAAUGGUAAAUUGGACAUCAUUCAUUAUUUUGAAACAGCCAAUCCUGAUGAGAUUGAUUUUAGACUGAUGCCAUCUGUAGUGAUCAUGAUGGGAAAUGGUUUCCAGAUCUACUAUCAUGAUAAUGUUACCCUAGAAUCAUCAAAUCCACAAGGUUUCUCUAUAAGACUACAUGAGUAUUAUUGGCGCCACUCUAGUUCUAUCUAUCCUAUAAGUAGAGCACUGCUAAUGGUAGUGUUACAGAAUGUGGAAGCUAUCUUAAUUCCAGCAACUAAUGAUGGUAGAGCGAUAUAUGCAGAACUUGGUCCUAUUGGUCUACAAUUAGCUCAACCAGUACGUGGUGUAGAUAUUACAGAUAGAGCAUUAGGUGUAGAAAUCUGCCAGUGUCCUGAAGAAUAUUCUGGUGAUUCUUGCCAGAAUCCUGGAGAUGGGUAUUAUCGUGAGAAACAGAAUGGUACCAUUGGUAACCCUAUUAUUACUAUAGGUAUUAGUAGACCAUGUCAAUGUUAUGGUCAUAGUGAUAAAUGUGAUAGUGAAACUGGACAAUGUACUAACUGUGUGCAUAACACAACAGGAAAGCAUUGUGAUAACUGUGCACCAGGAUAUUAUGGUGUAGCUACUCGAGGUUCACCAUGGGAUUGUGCUCCAUGUGCUUGUCCAUUAAUAGAUCGAAGUAACAAUUUUAGUCCAACAUGUCUGAAUAGAGGUGGUAAAUUAGUAUGUACUAACUGUACUGAUGGUUAUGAAGGUGAAAGAUGUGAAAGAUGUUCAGCUGGUUACUAUGGCAACCCAUCUAUAGUUGGUAAAAUCUGCCAACAGUGUAAUUGUAAUCCAGAGGGUUCAGUGUCGCCAGAAUGUGAUUUGAUAACUGGGCGUUGUUUAUGUUUACCAGGAAUAGAAGGUGAUAAAUGUAACCAAUGUCAACCAGGUUCUGCUGUACAAAAUGGAACCUGUACAUCAUGUUAUGGAGGAUGUACUGGUAUUCUAUUAAUUGAUUUACAAGAGUUGGAUGCUCAAUUUGGUGGUAAAAACUUUACUGUACCAUUGCCAUGGAAAACAUUAUACAAGAUUGAAAAUGAUACAAAAAUGUAUAGAGAACUAUUGAAUGCAGCCAGCUUUCAGAGUGGAUCAAAAUUUCCACAGUUUGAAAAUGGUACUAAAUUUUUAGAGGAAAUAGCAAUAAGACUAAUGAAUAGGGUUGAAUAUGUUGAACAAAAAUCAUUGGAGACAGCUGAAGAAGUUGAUGGUAUCUCUAAAGAUGCUGCAGACUUGGAACAAUUCAUCAAAGAAAUGUUCAGAAAUAUCAGAGAUGAUGCAGAGAAACUGGAAGAUUUGGUUAAGAAGUUGAUCUAUGAACAAGCUGGUUUAGAUGUGUCUGCAGCGUUGGAUGAAGCUAAGAGAAUCAUCAGAAAAAUAGAAAGAAGAGAUUUUACUCAAGAUGAUGAAAAAUCUAAGGAUGAGAAAUGGCAAGCUCGAAAACUAUAUGAACGGGUCAAAGAUCUAGAUGAAAUGAAUUUUAAUGGAAGUAAAGUUGAUGAAAAGAUUAAAGAUAUAGUAAGAAGACUAGAAGAUUUAAAAGAGAGAAGUAAGGAGGCUCGGGAAAAGGCUAAAAGAGUCAUUGAUGAGGAAUCCAGUAAACUUGCUAAUCAGAUAGCUUCCCUCGAGGAUAAGAUCAAUGAUGCUAAAGAUUAUAGAGAUGAUGCUGAUCUGAUGGAUAAGAUCAAUGAUGCUAAAGAUUAUAGAGAUGAUGCUGAUCUGAUGGAUAAGAUCAAUGAUGCUAAAGAUUAUAGAGAUGAUGCUGAUCUGAUGGAUAAGAUCAAUGAUGCUAAAGAUUAUAGAGAUGAUGCUGAUCUGAUGGAUAAGAUCAAUGAUGCUAAAGAUUAUAGAGAUGAUGCUGAUCUGAUGGAUAAGAUCAAUGAUGCUAAAGAUUAUAGAGAUGAUGCUGCUCUGAUGGAUAAGAUCAAUGAUGCUAAAGAUUAUAGAGAUGAUGCUGAUCUGAUGGAUAAGAUCAAUGAUGCUAAAGAUUAUAGAGAUGAUGCUGAUCUGAUGGAUAAGAUCAAUGAUGCUAAAGAUUAUAGAGAUGAUGCUGCUCUGAUGGUGGAUGAUGCUAAUUAUUAUAUAAAAGAAGCUCGAGAUCAUUUGGAUAGGUUGAAAGAAAACUAUAUUGCUUUAGAAAGGAAAGAAUCAUCAUUAGAUAUGGUUUUGAAUAUAUUGGAUUCUACUUAUUAUGAUCUACGUCAAAAUCUCAACAUGGCAGAAGAUAGUGUGAGAAAAGCUUGGCAGAAAGCAAGAGAGCUAGAUAAACAAGCUCAAGAUUUAGAUAGAUUAUUUUCAAAGACAAGGGCAGAUGCUGAGCUUCCGUUGAGAGCUGCCAAAGUUUAUCAAAAUAUAGUGGAUGCUAUUAAGUUGGCUGAAAAUGCUUCAAGAAAUGCUCUAAAGGCUGCAAGAGAUACUGCUAAUAUUGCCAAUAUUGAUGGAUUAAGGAAUGAUGUUAGAGAAUCUAAAGAGAAAAGUCAAAGAUUAUUGGACACAGCUAGAAUGUUACAAACUAGAGGUUUAGAAGAUGGUUUACUAUAUGUACAAUCUGAUCUAAAAGAUCUAAUGAUGAAACAACAAUCUAAUAGAGAUAUGUUAAAUAUGAUUAAUAGAGAUAUGGAUAAUCUACCUAAAGGAUUAAAGCGUAAGAUAGAUGAAGUUGGUUAUAGAAUAGCUAAUAUUGGUAAUCGUGUGGAUAGAACAGCUGAUCAAGUUGGUGAUACAGUAGAUCGAAUCAACAAAGAAUUAGAACCAAAAUUAGACAAGUUACGUGAUAUUGAUAUGAAAGCAAUGAUUAGUCAUAUACGUAUUUCCAGUAAGAAUGCAUCAGAAAAUGUGAUAAUUUUAAAGAAUUUAACAGAUAUUGUUGGUAAACAAUCACAAGCAGCUAAAAGAUUAAAUGCCGAUGUUUCGGGAAAAAUCAUACGCUUAAAAGAAAAGAUCAGAUUGGCCAGAGAAAGAGCUAAUAAUAUGAAGCUGUCUCUAGCAGCUGAUGGAGAAUGUAUGAGAUCUUAUAGAUCUAAAGCUACACCAAGUACAGCCAAUACAAUUGACUUUGCCUUUAAACUUAAUAAAUCAGCUAAGAAAGAAGAGAUGUUGUUGCUAUUGGUCCAGAAAUCACCCACGGAAUAUAUGGCAGUAGAAGUAAGAAAUAAGCUGGUUUAUUUCCGGUGGAAUGUUGGAAGUGGAGAAGGUUUUGUUAUACAUGAACAACCAAUUAACCUUAUUACUGAGGAAACUGUAGAACAAGAUCAUUGGUAUAGGGUUACUGCUAAAAGAAUUGGUCGAAUAGGAUUACUCAAGGUUAAAUCAUUAGCUAGAGUAGCAUCAGAAACAGAUGAAAGAAAUCGAUCAUCAGCCAUUGGUUCAUCUGUUCUGAAAUUUGAUUCCUCAUCUGAUGUAUUUAUAGCAGGAGCACCUGGUGCUUAUAAUCUACCUCAAAAUGUAACACGCAAUAAGUUUGUUGGUUGUAUCGGUGAUGUUAAAAUAGACGAUAUUACUGUAGGGGUAUUCAACUUUAAAACUAAUCAAGAUACUUGUGAAGCUUGUGUUGAAGUUCCAAGUGAGCCUGGAAGUUCCAACAUUUAUAAUUUUGAUGGUACUGGAUAUUCUGAGAUGAAACGUGGAAGAUACCAUGCUGAAAAAAUAGCUAUUAGUUUCUCAUUUAAAACAUAUUGGGAAAAUUCUAUUCUUCAUUUCUCAGGAGAUUCUAUGGGUGACUUUAUGUCUAUAGAAUUAGUAGAUGGUAAAGUAGUAUUACAGUAUUAUAUGGGAGGUGUGAGUCUUGGUAAAGGACAAACCAAAAAUACUUACAACACCAAUAAGUGGGUCAAGGUUUAUGUGGAUAGAAAGAAAUUACAAGCCUUAUUAACAGUUGAUAAUGAAAAGAUAUUUAUAGAUGCUAAACCUGGCUUAACUGGUCUGGAUCUUAAAAACAGUCCAAUGUAUUUUGGUGGAAUACCUAAAAGUUUGAGUAUGACAAAAUUCAAUAAGAUAUCUACAAUAGAAACAGAUGGAUUAUUAGGGUGUAUGAAAGAUGUAUCAGUUGGACCUAUCAGUGUAGAUUUACAGAAUUUAUUUACUGGUAAUUAUGUUGGAAUGUCUGCUGGUUGUAAAGACACUGGUGUAAGAACAGUUGGUUUCUAUGGUAAUGGUUUCUCUAUGUAUGAAGGUCAAAGUUUAAGCAGUGGUGAAACAGAUAUUUCAGUAUCAUUUGUUACCAAGCAACCAGAAGCAUUAUUAUUAUUAUCAACAGACAUACCUCAAUCUAAUUACUAUUCUUUAUCAUUAAAAGAUGGUUAUGUUAUAGCCCAGUUUACUGUAGAUGCCUAUGAUCUCCAGUUAAAGAGUAACAUAACAUUUAAUGAUGGAGCUCUACAUAAUAUUGGAAUUAUAAAAGAUAACAAAAGAGUUGCCCUAAUGGUAGAUGAUAAAAAACACACUGAAGGUCGCUUACCAAGAGGUAGUGAUCAGAUACGUAUUGAUGCUGGUGGAAGUUUAUAUUUAGGUGGUACACCAACUGGCUUAACAUUGGGUAGUAAUGUACCAACUAAAAUACCUCUAGAUGGUUGUCUUAGUAAUAUUAUUAUUAAUGGACGUUUGAUAGCUAUAAAUAAUCCCAAACAGUACAGUCGAGCUGAUAUAGGUAGAUGUAGGUUUGAUGUUGUACCUCCAGUCAGACCCAUAGAACCAGAAGAGACUGGUACAAACAAUGAAUUUCCUUUCUUGGCAACCGAACCAGCCAUUACUAAUAGAAAACCUAAUAAAAGGACUACAACCAAACCGAUAUUAACAACCAGACCAAGUCUGACUACAACAACCCGCAACCCAAGAAGAACUCCUGAAACUGACAAAACAACAUCAGCUAAUAAACUUGAAGUAACGACAACACCUUUUCCAGAAAGUACCACACCAACACUUUGUGGACAGAAACAAGACUAUGGUUAUCAGCAGGGUGGUUCCAGUUUUGGCAACACUAAAGCUAGUUUUGCACAAGUCAAAGUAAAGAGAAGAGAUGUUUCCAAGAGUUUUAACAUAUCAUUUGAGUUUAGAACAUACUAUGAGAAUGGAUUAUUUGCCUUUAUAACCAAUGGUGAGCAGUCUGACUACAUAGCAGCACAGUUAAAAUCAGGCUAUUUAGAGAUAUCCUAUAUUAGAACAGUACCAACGACUACACAAUCAAGACAAACAUAUAAUGAUGGACGCUGGCAUUCAGUAAGAAUAACUAAAGAAAGAAAAGAUCUGAUGUAUAUAAUAGAUAAUAGAGAGACUAAAAGAACUAGAAUUAGAGCUAAGUUAGAUAUUGAUGCACCUAUUUAUAUUGGUGGGUUACCAAAUAAUUUUGACCUCAAAACAGAUCAAGUGGUAAGAAACAGUAUACGAGGUUGUGUUAAAAAUGUGUAUAUUAAUAAAGAUUUAAUAGAUUUAUCUGAUACUAAAAUAAUCAGUGGUGUUGGUCAGUGUUAUAAAGAUGUUGAAAGAGGAGCGUAUUUCUCUAGAAGUUCAUGGGGAGCUUACAGAAAGAAUGUACGAGUAACUAAAGAUUGGAGUAUAGAACUAUCAUUCCGUACCGGUGAUAAAGAUGGUAUUAUUAUAACUAGUAGUAGUGAUGAUGGUCAGUCAGCACUAGCUGUAGAAUUAGUCAAUGGUCAGGUGCAAUUUACAGUUAAAAAUGGAGCCAAGAUAUUUAGAGCUAAAUCUGAAAUUGACACCAGAUUUAAAUACUGUGAUGUUAAUUGGCAUAUGGUAAAAGCUAGAAUAUUGGGUAAUGUUAUAGGGCUAUCAAUAGACAAUGAAGAAGAGGUUCUCAGUAAUAGUCCUGGACAGUUUGAAUAUAUGGAAACUGAAACUCCACUUUUUAUAGGUGGCACACAAUUUGCAUUUAAAGAUCAAGCAGCCACUAGUGUAAAUGCAGGAUUUAUGGGGUGUAUUAGAGACAUCAAAAUCAAAAAUAAACCUUUAGAUUGGUAUGAUUUGGUGGAAUUUGGUAGUGUACGCAGAACAGCUUGUCCUAUAUUUUAGAUUUACUGAAAAGAAAAGCAGUUCAGAUUCAAGUUUAAAAUCAUUCAUGGAUAACAGAUCGUAGAUAAGACUGUGAAUUUAAGAUCAUGUGAGAUUUAGGUGAAAGUUUUAAAUUGACAAGAGUUUAUUUUAGAUUCUUACAAUCAGAUUCAAACUCAAGUCUUAGUUAUAUAACCUUCUGAAAAAACAAUUUUGAUAUUUUAAUCAGAUUAUGACAAAUCUAUUAUGACAGUAGACAAAAAUUUUUUACUAAAAUUAAAAUUGGCAAAUGAUUUUAAGAUGAAAUUAAAGGUUUUAAUCUUGGUGCUUUGAAAGGAUUAAAGGUUAGUUUUGAAAUAUAUUUGUUUGUUGGUU